Messenger RNA from Triticum turgidum subsp. durum (durum wheat), 3888 nucleotides. NCBI's taxonomy places the organism in Eukaryota, Viridiplantae, Streptophyta, Magnoliopsida, Poales, Poaceae. The record is from the annotation of a GenBank genome assembly.
AUGGAGGACGACGACGAGUUCGGCGACCUCUACACGGACAUCGUCCUCCCGACGUCCGAGCCCCCCAGGCCGCCGCCGCCCGCCGAAACCCCGCCGCGCGCCGCCCCGGCCCCAAACCCUAAUUCGGCGCCAGCUCCCGCGUCGGCCGCGGCGGCGGCGGGCGCCGAGGACGACGACGACGACGACUGGCUGCUCGGAGGGGGCGACCCCCUCGCCGGGGUCGACCCCACCACCGACUGGGUCGACGAGGACGACGAUGGCGGCGCGCCCCCCGCCGUGAAGCGCGAGGUCGAUGCGAAGCCGCCGCCCCCCGCCGCGGAGGAUCCCGAUCCGCUCAUGGGGGUCGGCGCGGACGACCCCGGGGCGGCCAUCCCGGGGCUCUCGUCCUCGGCGGCGGCCGGUGGUGCGGCCGGGAGCGACGAGUGGGAUAGCGACAGCGAGGACGACCUCCAGAUCGUGCUCAACGAGACGGACGGACGCCGGCGGCUCGGGGAGGACGAAGGCGACGACGAGGACGGGGAAGACCUCCUCAUCGUCGCCGAUGGACCUCACGUCCCCGGCAUGGAGGAGCAGGAGUGGGUGGAGGACGGGACAGCGGCUGGGCCCGAGGGAGAGAGAAAAGAGGGCGGUGAGCCUGGGAAGACGGGCCCCAUGCCUGGCGGGAGGAUCGGGUACAGUGGCGGCGGCCCGGGGUUCCACCCGCAGCACCAUUCCAUGUUCAAGUAUGUACGACCUGGCGCUCCAACCGGUGGGGCUCCUAGUGCUCCUGGCCAAUUCCGUCCACCUGGACCCCCUGGACCUUUUUCUGGUCGAGGAAGAGGAGACUGGCGGCCUGGUGCUUGUAGGGGCAUGAAUAAAGGUUUUCAUUCAGGCUAUGGAAUGACUCCAUGGGGUGGUGCUGGUCGUGGUUUUGGUGGCGGACUAGAUUUCACACUUCCUCCUCACAAGAUAAUUUUUGAUAUUGACAUUGACACCACAUUUGAGGAGAAGCCAUGGAAAUACCCUAGUGCUGAAAUUUCAGACUUCUUCAACUUUGGGCUUGAUGAGGAGAAAUGGAAAGACUACUGCAAGCAACUGGAUCAAUCACGAUUGGAGUCCACAAUGCAAUCUAGAAUACGGGUGUACGAGAGUGGGCGCUCAGAACAGGACUACGAUCCAGAUUUGCCACCGGAGCUAGCUGCUGCGGCUGGCCAUCAUGACGUUUCUGCUGAUAAUCGGAAUAAAGUAGAUAAUGGACAUACAGAUUUCAGUGCCCAAGGGAGAGUUCCUACAAGCAACCGACCUGCAGUGAUGACGGGCAGACCUAUACAAGUUGAAACUGGUUAUGGAGAACGUUUUCCGUCUGCUGAUACACGUCCAGGUCGAAACCGUGAAUCAGAUUCUGUUAUAGAGAUUGUAUGUGAGCCUCCGGCAGAUGAUCCAAUAGUUGCUGAUAGUUCAGUGGAUCAGUCUGAGAAGGAUUCUCAAGGAGGUAAAAAAAGCAACGGUGUUGAGGAGAGCGAGGUCUAUACACCAGAGAAGACGAACAAUUCUUCUUAUAAUUCCUCUUUGGGAAAGGCAGAACAUACCAGAAGGUUGCCUGUCUCAUCUGAAGGUGAUAUGCUCACAUCAGAUGUUCAGGGCCGUUCCCCGCCGAACUACAAAAUAAGGGGCUCUCCUUCUCGUGGAGUAAGGUUGAGAGGACGCUCUCAGGGUGUAAACCCUAGCCGAGAAGCUGAAAGCUCCAAUGAAGUACCUCGCAAAACAACAUCCUCAAAGAGACGCCGUGAUACCCCGGGAGAUAGCAAACCUGUUGAUGACUCAGAAACUAAGGAUGGCUUAAAACGGUCACCUACUGUUGCUGAUGAAACGACAGACAAGCUGAGCACAGAAGAUCAAUUUGCUGAUAAUGAUGAUAGGCUUGCUUUGGUUGAUAGUGCUGAAAUGGAUGCUGAUGAUGCUAUCUCAGAACCUCACAUGGCUAGCGAUACGAAUGAGGAUGAUAAUGAGGAUCAUUCUAGUAAAAGGCAGAAGAUCAUUUCUAAGGUUGAGCAGCCCCCUGGACUCAUUAAUAGUAGUGAUCAAGUCGAUUUGAAGACACUGAAUAGUGAAAACAGUAGAGGAGUGAGGUCUGGUAGCAGCAAAGAUCAUCAGAAACGCCUUGAAUCUGGUGAAGAAGUUCUGCAAGAUAGGCGGUCCAGGCGUGUAAAUGAUGUGAGAAGGCAUCAUGAUGGAGAAGAACGCGAUCCCCGUCGAAAGGACAUGUCUGCUCGAGACGUCAAACCUGAAAUAGAAAGGACACAUUUGGCUUCUAGAGGUAGGGAUGAUAUCCACCAUCCUUACGGGAACAGAGAUCGGGACAUACGCGGUAAAAGUUUUGAUAGGGUAAGAGAGACUGAAAUUUUGCAGAGAAGAGAAGACAGCAUGCACAACAGAAGAGGCAAGGAGGAAGAUUUGAGACUCAACUACAAUGCUGAAGUUGGUGCAAGACAUAGAAAUAAGUUGAGACCUAUUGAUAGGAAUGACAGGGAUGAAGAUCCUCAUCCAAGGAAAUUGCUGGAUGAUGGUGACUGGAGGGGCUCUAGACAAAGAGAGCGUGGUGAUAUGGUUUUGAAUAGUCGUGAAAGUUUAGAUGAUUCUCAUAUCAAGAGAAAGAAAGAUGAAGAGAACACCAGGAGAAUGAAACCUGAGAGUGAAGAUGCAGUCCACGGUUAUAGAGGAAGGGAUGAUCCAAACAGAAGGAAGAGAGAACGGGAUGAUGGAAUUGAUCAGAAAAGAAGAGACGAUGGUGUUAGGAUGCGGGAGAAGGCUGAUGAUCGUAGUAUUGUGAAGAAUAAAGAGGACAACUUGCGACAGAGAGAAAAGGACGACAGGCAGAGGCCUAAGCAUGAAAGCACACUGCUCCUUCAGAGAGAAGAAGGCAGAGGAACUGGUCGGGGUGGACGGGUUAUGGAUGACAAAAUUGUCGGUGGUGGUAGGAAGAAGGAUGAAUCAAGAUCUGCAUUGUUGAGCAAAGAAACCCUAGAGCGCAACAAACAAAAUGAGCCUGGGAGGAGAGGUCAAGGUGCAGAAGAAAACAGCACGCAGAAUAAAGGGCGAGCUGAUGUGCGUCCACGUGAUGACAAUCCAAAUAACAAUGAAAGGAACUCCAGACAAGAUAAAAUAAAAAAGAUUCAUGACAAUAAUCGUGUAUCUAGCAGUUCUGAUGCUCGCCAGGCUAGUAGGGAUAAGCCGAGGGAGAGCACAAGAAAGGGCAGAGGCUCUGUGCCAAAUGAGCAAGAUCUUCACAGAUCUAGCAAGAGAAGACGGGAAGACCAUGAAAGCUUUCGUAGUGGGAAGGUUGAGGCGAAAGGAGGGAGGGAGCAACAAAAUGGUAGGGAUCAUGCUACAUCAUCCAAAACGAGCAAGAAUCCUCAACAACAUGAUUCAUUUGUGAAACAAGGGGAAGAAGAAGCCAUGUCAGAUGAUGAGAAUACCGAUGAUUCAAGAAGGGGUCGGUCUAAGCUGGAGCGAUGGACAAGCCACAAAGAGAUUGACUAUAGUACUAUUGAUAAUGAGACCACACAUGCAUUUCCUUCCAUCGAAGCUGAUGUUCAACCCCCCACUGCUGAUGCAUCAGGUAAAUCUGAUGUUCCUGCUAUAGUUGUCAGUUCGGACAUGAAGAACAGUGGUGAUAAUGGGCAAGCCUCUGAGAUGACGGCUGAAGAGCGUGACCGACAUCUAGACACGGUUGAGAGGCUCAAGAGAAGAAGCGAACGAUUCAAACUUCCCAUGCCUGGCGAGAAGGAGGUACCCCAGAACAAAAAGGUUGAUGCUGAAGUGCAGACUUCCCAGAAUGAAUCGCCUGCUGCUGACGUUGAAGUGAAGCCUGAGCGGCCAGCUCGCAAGAGGAGAUGGGCUGGGAGUUGA